AUGGCUUCCUCCAGCAGUCUCCUGUCUGAGGAGCAGUUCCAGUGUUCUAUCUGUCUGGAUGUGUUCACUGAUCCAGUCUCUACCCCAUGUGGUCACAGCUUCUGCAUGACCUGUAUCAAAGGAUUCUGGGACACCAGUACCUCCUGUCUGUGUCCCACAUGUAAGAGGAAGUUUGAGAAGAGACCAGAUCUCUUUGUUAAUAUAGUGCUUGCUGAUUUAACCGCUCAGUUCAGGAAGUCGAUUGAGGUGAAGGUCAGCAGUACCCCACAGACACCUGCUGUUAAAACCAGAGACAUUUCAUGUGACAUCUGUACUAGUGACAAACUGAAGGCUCUGAAGUCCUGUCUGGUGUGUCUGACCUCUUACUGUGAGACUCACCUGGAGCCUCAUCAGAGAGUCCCAGGCUUGAAGAGACACAAACUGAUUGAUCCUGUGGAGAAUGUGGAGGAUUAUAUCUGUAAGAAACAUGAGAGACCCCUGGAGCUGUUCUGUAGAGAUGAUCAGACAUGUGUGUGUCAGUUCUGUACUGAGGGAGAGCACAGAACUCACAACACUGUCCCCAUAGAGGAGGAGAGUGGAGAGAAAAGGACACAGAUGGGGAAGAUACGGAUUGAAGUCCAGCAGAUGAUCCAGGACAGACUGAAGAAGACUGAAGAGAUCAGACACUCAGUAGAGAUCUGUAAAAGAGUCCAGACUGAGCUGCUUGAAGUGAUGGAGGAGAAACAGAAAACAGCAGAGAAGGAGGCUGAAGGAGUCAUUAAAGAACUGGAGCAGGAAAUCAGUGAUCUACAGUGGAAAAACAGUGAGCUGGAGCAGCUCUCACAAACUGAGGACCUCCUCCACCUCCUACAGAUUUACCCAUCUGUGUGCAGCCCUCCCCACACCAAGGACUGGACUGACAUCAGUAUUAAGACUGCUGUGAAUAUGGAUGCUCUGUGGAGAUCUCUGACUCAGCUGGAGGAAUCAUUCAAUAGGGAAAUAGAGAAGAUCCCAGAAAUAAAACUGAAGAGGGCUCAGCAGUAUGCAGUGGAUGUGACUCUGGAUCCUGAUACAGCUCAUUCAUAUCUCAUCCUGUCUGAUGAUGGAAAACAAGUGACAUGUGGAGAUGAAGAACAGGAUCUGCCUGACAACCCAGAGAGGUUUAGUGACUAUCUCGGUGUCCUGGGAGAAAAGGGGUUCUCUUCAGGGAGAUUUUACUAUGAGGUGCAGGUCAGUGGGAAAACAAAGUGGGUUUUAGGAGUGACCAGAGAGUCCAGUGAGAGGAAGACGGACUGUGCAGAGUGCCCUGAUAAUGGAUACUGGACUGUGUGGCUGAGAAAUGGGAAUGAGUUUAAGGCUCAAGAUGGUCCCUCUGUCCUCCUCUCUCUGAAACACAAACCCCAGAAGGUGGGGGUGUUUGUGGAUUAUGAGGAGGGUGUGGUCUCUUUUUAUGAUGUGGAGGCCAUGUCUCAUAUCUACUCUUUCACUGGUCAGACUUUCACUGAGAAACUCUAUCCAUACUUUAAUCCCUGUAGUAAUGAUGGAGGUAAAAACUCAGCUCCGCUGAUCAUCUCUCCUGUCAGUCGCAAUAAAUGA
Chanos chanos (milkfish) is the source of this 1575-nucleotide messenger RNA. Its product is annotated as E3 ubiquitin-protein ligase TRIM39-like. The transcript is spliced from 6 exons. NCBI's taxonomy places the organism in Eukaryota, Metazoa, Chordata, Actinopteri, Gonorynchiformes, Chanidae. The record is from RefSeq and is a predicted model, not a curated record. Gene Ontology annotation, molecular function: protein binding; zinc ion binding. The coding region runs from base 1 to 1575 and encodes 524 amino acids.